Messenger RNA from Saccharomyces eubayanus, 660 nucleotides. RefSeq names its product mannose-ethanolamine phosphotransferase GPI11 (gene GPI11). Lineage: Eukaryota; Fungi; Ascomycota; Saccharomycetes; Saccharomycetales; Saccharomycetaceae. The record is from RefSeq and is a predicted model, not a curated record. The transcript has a single exon. Gene Ontology annotation, biological process: GPI anchor biosynthetic process. Gene Ontology annotation, cellular component: endoplasmic reticulum membrane. Bases 1 to 660 code for a protein of 219 amino acids.
AUGUCGACUAAAAAGAGACCUAGGAAGACAGUAAAGAAAACUGUAUCGUUUUCUGACGAUACAACUUUGACUACGCAUCAAAAUCAUGAGAAAAAGAAUAUAGAUCACGAUCGUCCGCCUGUAUAUGUAAGAAAGACACCUCUAAUGACUUUUCCAUAUCACUUGAUACUACUGCUCUAUUACUAUGUUUUUAUUUCUUCUGACUACAAUACAGUGAAGCUUUUAAGCCUUUUAAUACCUGCACAAAUUGGAUAUCUAAUUUUCCAAUUCAAUAAAUGUACGGUUUAUGGUAAUAAAAUUAUCAAAAUUAGCUAUUCAUUGUCUUUGAUUUGCCUGGGUGCCACAUUUCUGUUGAGUUUUCCUGCAAUGUUAUUAACCGUUCUAUUUGGUGCACCAUUGAUGGAUUUAUUGUGGGAAACUUGGUUAUUGUCGUUGCAUUUUGCUUUCUUAGCAUAUCCUGCAGUUUAUUCAGUGUUCAAUUGUGACUUUAAGGUGGGCUUAUGGAAGAAGUAUUUCAUAUUUAUUGUUGUAGGUGGUUGGAUUAGUUGUAUCGUAAUUCCUUUGGAUUGGGAUAGAGACUGGCAGAAUUGGCCAACCCCGAUUGUUAUUGGAGGGUAUUUAGGUGCUUUAGUCGGCUAUACUAUUGGUGCUUACAUAUAA